UCCAGCUGAGCUGAGUGUGUGUGAGUGGUGCGGGAGGAGCUUUUGUGAGUACUGCAUAUCACCCGCACUGCUCCAGCCCAGCAACAAAACACCGCAAGACCUCCCUGCGGCUGCGUCUAUUCCCACAUCUUACAUUACCAGGGAGAGACAGCUGCUUUAUUAGCUGGGGCUGUCAUUGUGGCAAGUGGCUCCCUAAUUUUAUACUUUUUAUUUAUUUUAAUUUUGUUUUUAAUUAUUCGCUCUUCUGGACUAAAACGGUUUUAUCUUAUUGGAAGUGUUUUUUGAAUAAAAGUCGAUUCGCAAUGUUUGACAAGACGAGGAUCCCGUUUGUUGUGCUGGAUAUAGUCUGCUUGGUAUUGGCUGGCUUACCUUUGGGCAUUCUAAAGUUGUACACAAAAAUCCCGUAUAAGAGAGGUUUUUUCUGUAAUGACAGCAGCAUCCGGUAUCCAUUCCAUGACAGUACAGUCACCUCCACUGUACUCUACACAGUGGGUUUCUCACUGCCCAUUUGCUCUAUCAUCUUAGGAGAGGCAAUAUCUGUCUUUUACAACCGUUUGCAUUCCAAUGCCUUUGUCUCAAAUCAAUAUGUCUCUACUAUUUACAAAGCGAUUGGAACAUUUAUCUUUGGAGCUGCAGUGAGUCAGUCUCUGACUGAUAUAGCAAAGUACACCAUUGGGCGCCUGAGACCACAUUUCAUUGAUGUUUGUAAACCCAACUGGAGCCAAAUCAACUGCUCCCUAGGGUACAUUGAAAACUUUGUAUGUGAAGGCGAUGCAGUAAAAACUAAUGAAGCACGGGUGUCAUUUUACUCUGGUCACUCUUCCUUCUCUAUGUACUGCAUGUUGUUCCUAGCGCUAUAUCUUCAGUCAAGAAUGAAAGGAGAUUGGGCCAGACUCAUACGCCCCACCCUCCAGUUUGCUUUUGUCGCAGUUUCAGUCUAUGUCGGUCUUUCUAGAGUAUCUGACUACAAGCACCACUGGAGUGAUGUUCUUACUGGUCUCAUACAGGGAGCGAUCGUAGCUGUACUGAUUGUUGCGUUCGUGUCAGAUUUCUUUAAACACAAGAAUAAUGGCUUUAACAAAGAAGAAGAUUCCCAUACUACACUUCGUGAAACUUCAACAAAUGGAAACCACUAUGGAAACAGUAUCCAGCCAUGAAAAUGCCUUCUUGCCACUAAACACAUUCUGCUUUUAGACCGAGAAUUGCUAAGAGUUAACACAAUAUAAAAGGAAAGAAAAGCCUUUAACCCCUUAAGUGCAAGAGGAGCAAAGGCAACAUACUGGUAGCCUCUCCAGCAUCAAAGAGAUUAUUGGACUGCUGCUGCUAUAUUUGUUGGGUGCCCACUUUAUUUACCUGUAUAUAAUAAAAUGAACACACACACACAUAUAUAUAUAUUACAUAGCUUUAUAAAAAAGGCUUAAUUGUUUGAAGCAUUUAUCAGCUCUACACAAAAAAUGGAAAUGUGGUAUUCAAAUUGUAUAUUUUUUAUUAAAAUAUUGUAACGCUGUUUAUGUACAAACAAGAACAAGUGUGAAUUUGCUUUAUGCUGUAUAUUGCUGGUAAUGGCAAGGUCUGUCUGCACGUAGCAAGGGAUUCAUGUGUAUACCACUGAAACAAUUAAAAACAAUCACAUCUGCCCAUCCUGGAUUUCCCUUGUACAAAUGCAUCUUCAUGUACCGAGACUGGUCACUGCAACAGUGUGUUUGAGUCCAGAUGCACAAUGCAUUGUGUUGUCUAUUUAGAGUUCAUUUCAUUAGAGGUACAAGCUGGCAGCAAAAACUAUGUCCCUUUUGAUUUUAGUAAUACCUUAAAAGAAAAGAAAAAAAGUAAGUAGUACAGCAUUGAAAACAAGGUUUCCCUGUCAUGUCAAUCUGUGCUUAAAAUACAAAAAUGUUGCACAAUGAUGUGUUUAGGGCAAAUUGACUUUUUUUUUUUAAAUAAAUGUUCUAGUUUUUUUAAACCACAAGUAGAAAUUGUAAUACUUUAAUGUUUAUUUAAAAUUGUAUUUAUUAGUUAUGGGUUGUUUUGUUGUGCUCUGGGGCUUUGAUAUGUAUCUGUUUAGAAAAUGUUUUUAUAUCAGUUUUAAAGUCAAGUAUUUUGAUGGCAGUGGAAAUAUUAUAGGAUUUAAACUGUAUAGGUUACAACUGUGUGUUUCUCAGUUUCAGAUAGAGCAUGCAAUUUUAAGCAACUUUCUAUUUUGCUCCUAUUAUCAAAUUUUCUUCAUUCUCUUGGUAUAUUUAUUUGAAAAGUAAGAAUGUAAGAUUAGAUGCCGGCCCAUUUUUGGUGAACAACCUGGGUUGUCCUUGCAGAUUGGACAGCACCAAUAAACAAGUGCUGUCCAUGGUACUGAACCAAACAUUUGCUGGCUCCUUAGCUUAGGUGCCUUCUUUUUUAAAUAAAGAUAGUAAGAGAACGAAGAAAAGUUAAUAGGAGUAAAUUAGAAAGUUGCUUAAAAUUGCAUCAGAAUCAUGAAAGAAAAAAAUUUGGGUUCAGUGCCCCUUUAAGGCACACAGAUCAGAUUUUUUUUAAGGAUUAUAUUAGUUAGAGGACAGGUAAAACAUCUGAUCAGUUGCUAAUUAAAACAUCUUGGAAAUCUAACAUGUUAUUGUACUCUAAUGACUGGAGUUGAGAAACACUAUCAUCAUUUGAUUGCUUUGUUGGACGUACAUGGCAAUAUAUGCAGUAACCAUUUGGUUAGAUAUGUGGUUUAUUCAGGAAUGAAGCCUGUUACUGUUGUGCUUAGAUUCAAUGAAAUUCUAAACAAUGGUUACUUAAGUCUCCAAUGUAAUAGGAAGGUUUAAAUAAAAACCUAUAGCUCAGUCCAGUGAGGCUUAAUCGUUUGUUACGAAUUGUUACAGGAGAAAGGAACAUGAAGCCAUAAUGUCACCAGGAGUGUACCGCUUGGUAAACUAGCAAUCAAACCAGCAGCAUUAAAAUCUCACCAACAGGAAACGCCAUGUGUGAUGAGCACAUACCCAAACUUUAUGACAGGUUUUCUCCUAUGCUGCACUAGUUGCAAACACCGAAGUUCUGUCACUGUAGCAUCUAUGUUAUGGUCUAUAAAUAACCCUACCCUAAACUAGCAGCACCCUACUUGAACUGUAGCUUUGAUUGGUAAUAAAUGUGUACUUAAAGGGACACUGAACCCAAUUUUUUUUAUUUUGUGAUUCAUAUAGAACAUGAAAUUUUAAGCAACUUUCUAAUUUACUCCUAUUAACAAAUUUUCUUUAUUCACUUGGUAUCUUUAUUUGAAAUGCAAGAAUGUAAGUUUAGAUGGCGGCCCAUUUUUGGUGAACAACCUGGGUUGUCCUUGCUGAUUGGUGGAUAAAUUCAUCCAUCAAUCAAAAAGUGCUGUCCAGAUCUGAACCAAGAAAAAAAGCUUAGAUGCCUUCUUUUUCAAAUAAAGAUAGCAAGAGAACAAAGAAAAAUUGAUAAAAGGAGUAAAUUAGAAAGUUGCUUAAAAUUGCAUGCUCUAUCUAAAUUACGAAAGAAAAAAUUUGGGUUCAGUGUCCCUUUAAAGGGACAGUCUACACCAAAAUAGUUAUUGUUUAAAAAGAUAGAUAACACCUUUACUACCCAGCUUUGCACAACCAACAUUGUUAUAUUAAUAUACUUUAUAACAUUUCAAUCUCUAAAUUUCUGCCUGUUUUAAGCCACUACAGACAGCCUCUUAUCACAUGCUUAUUUAUUUGCUUUUCACAACAAGAGACAACUACUUCAUGUGGACCAUAUAGAUAACAUUGUGCUCACACAUGGAGUUGUGCAAGACAGCAUUAAUUGGCUAAAAUGCAAACCAAUAGUCAUGUGAUUAGGGGGCUGUCAGAAGAGGCUUAGAUACAAGGUAAUCACAGAGGUAAAAAGUGUAUUAAUAUAGCCAUGUUGGCUGCGCAAAACUGGUGAAAGGGUAAUAAAGGGAUUAUCUAUAUUUAUAAAUAAUAAAACACUUGGAAUUAGACUGUCCCUUUAACCUCUUAAGGACAUAUGACGGAAUUUUUCCGUCAUAAAACAAUUGAGCAAACUGAAAGCUGUGUCCUUAAAGGGUUAAUGAAAAUAAAAUUGAUGUCCUGUUUAUAUAAAAAACAAACAAAUGCAUAUUUGUUCUCAGCAAGCAAAGCUAUGGCAAACAAUGGGAUAUUAUAUCAGUGUGUGUUGCCACAAGGGAAAUAUGCAAAUGAGUACUGAAUCAGCACAACAAAAAAAAAGAUGUGAUGCACAGCAGUCUUAUCUGAAGUGAUGAGCAGCGCUUCUUAAUCUCAUUAACUGCUGGUGAUAUGAGCGGUUGGUUUUAGCAACAACACUAGUGAUAAGUGUAUCUACAGGAGUAACAAUCAUAGAUGGGCAGCAAUUUGUGACGUCAUGGUUAGGGGAGUUAGUUUUCAUUUAAAAACUAACAUUACAAAAGCUGCACUGUUGAUGUAUACCAGUAUGGUGAUUUACACAUCAAAAUCUCAACCUUUUUCAUGCUGGUCACAACUACAAUAGCAUAACUACUCCUCCCCAUAUUUGUUUCCCUCUUGCGUCUGCAGCUCUCUUUAAAGCCAUUAUCCUAUUGGAUGCGUUUUGGUGAAGCUCUGCAUGUUUAUACUGGGCGCCACCAUCUUGGAACUAGGUGCUCCUACACUUUCUCAGAUAAGGACAAAAUCCGACAUUGCUGGCUUUUUGACCAAUUUCAAACAACAUUGAUCUAUGAAUAUGCACCACCUCUGCUGCCAUUUUGAAGCUUAGCUGUUCUCAGACCCUGUGACCUACUCUAUUGCUUCUCCAACCAGCAAGUUCAAAUACAACAGCUGAAGAGAGAUGCAGGCACGGGGGGAAAAUCAAUAACACGGUAAGAAGUAGUUUAGUUUAAUAUCACCUCAAGCCUUAGAACAAAAGGUUUGAAGAGGGUAAAAGAACCUUAGCAGAAGGGUGGACGUUUUUUUUUUGUUUUAGAAGCAGGACCUCAACCUUGUCCAUAAAUAUCCAUAUACACACCCUUUACUUGUACAAUUCAGGCCCCAGUGACAACACUUACAAACUGCAUUCCUUCAAAAAUGCUAAGAACACAGGGAGUUUGUGGCUUCCAAGUUCCAAUGCUCAUUACCUUCUGCAAAUUUGUUCUCCAGUUCUGUGUUUCCAAUUGCUUUUGCUGCUUGACACAUUUGUCUAAGCAAUUCCUCCAACCUUCUCAUGCAACGAAUUAUACUUCCUGUAUAAAAAAUAAAUAAAGUUUACGUAACAUCUUAAGAAAAAAUUACACAUUUUGCAAAAGAUACUUCAUAUAAUUCCUGCUGAAACGUUUGCUUUGGAAUUAUUUUGCCUCACACAUACUAGGUGAACAUCUGCAAUUUUUUAUUCGGUAUCCAAACUACAUCACUUGACUUAUUUGGUGAAGCCAAUCAGGUCUUACUUCCGGAGGACAGACAGCUGGCCACAUGCAUUAUGUUAGCAAAACAUGCUUUGUUUUGCAGUUAUCUAAUUGGCUUUAGCAAAGGUUACAAAGGGAUUGAAUAGAGAAUGAAAACAACUUCCCAAUUUACUUCCAUUAUUAAUGGUGCUUAGUUCUCUUGGUAUCAUUUGUUAAAGAACAAUCCUAGGUGAGCUCAGUGACAAACACUGCUUGCCUUAUGUACACUCCUAUGUAUAACAUUGUUAUAAACAAUGUUGCAAACACCACUGCUAUAGACACGUGCACGCUCCUAAGCUUCUAUCAGACUUCCUAGGUUUAGUCUUUAACAAAAAAUACCAAUAGUAAGGAUAUAUCUGUGUUCUCUGGGUUCAAUUUCCCAUUUCUUGACUAUCCUCAAUGAGUUCUCAAAUAAAAGGAAACAAAGGAAUUAACAGUGUGACUCUCUAACCACUUGUAGCGAAGUAAUUUGAUGUUGUAACGAGUAACUACUCACAUUUGUUGGAGCUUACAACUAAGCUCAAGGAAAUGCGCACCCCCACUUUAUACUAGUGGGAAAACAGUACUCUCAGGCAAAUCUUUAAAACAAAUAUUUAUUUAAAAUACAUAAAAAGCGUCACAAGUGCCUUAGUAACACCUAAAGUAUGGGUGAAUGAGCAAUGCUAAUAUGACAAUUACUCAAAGGGAGCAAGUCUUGGAUGGGUGUGGAUGGACCAGCAGAAAAUAAACCGCUGAAACCACCACCUCACAGUCACAAAACAGAAACACUCUUUUUCCCAGGUGUGUUGGCAAGUGUAAAGACGCAAUGAGAAGUCUGAGAUAACAGUUCCGUUCCUGUUAUCUCAGACUUCUGUUAUCUAUGAACUUUUGAUCUUGUGUUUGUUUUCAGUUGUAUGUUUUUUAUGUUUAUCACAUUUAUUCUAAUCACUUUUUUCUGUGAUAUUUGGUAUAAUUAUUGCACAAAAAAUACCAAUAGAACAAAGCAAAUACUGAAAAGUUGUUUAAGAAAGCAUGCUCUAGCUGAAUGAUUGAAGUUUAGUUUUCACUUUAUUGUCCCUUUAAGUAAUUAUAAUCUGUUGUACUAUGGAUAAUUACACAUUUUAUAUUACAAUAUCAAUGUGUUCAUAUUUAAGAACUGACCACAAAUCCUGAAGAAAAGUCAAUCCCAUUUAUCCCCUUAAUAAACAAUGGCAGAAUUAUUCCAUCAUGGUCAUGGAACAAUUGAGCAAACUGAA
Messenger RNA from Bombina bombina (fire-bellied toad), 6621 nucleotides. It is a transcript of the gene PLPP1, whose product is annotated as phospholipid phosphatase 1. Gene Ontology annotation, biological process: phospholipid dephosphorylation; signal transduction; phospholipid metabolic process. Lineage: Eukaryota; Metazoa; Chordata; Amphibia; Anura; Bombinatoridae. Gene Ontology annotation, molecular function: phosphatidate phosphatase activity. The transcript is spliced from 6 exons. Bases 303 to 1157 code for a protein of 284 amino acids. The record is from RefSeq and is a predicted model, not a curated record.